UUACUUAUUCCUCUCUCUCUCCCCCAUUUCUCAAAUAUCUUUGAGAUUCUCUCUUCCCUAUUCGUAACAACCAACCACUUCUCCACCCUCAUCGCACCGCCGUAAACGCUGCUUUGAUAAUGUCGUUCGAUCUACUUCUCUUCCCGUACUUCAUCCUCUUUCUCAUUCUCUCCGACUUCGCGUAUUCUCAAACAUUACCAAAACAAGAAGUGGAUGCUUUAAGAGCCGUAGCGACGGCGUUGAAGAAGAGUAACUGGAAAUUCAAUGUCGAUCCAUGCGAUGUCACUUCUGAUGGUGGUUGGAGAAACCUUAACGCAGACACAGGAUUUGAAGACGCCGUUACUUGUAACUGCUCCUCCACCAUUUGCCACGUCACCAGCGUAGUUCUCAAGGCACAAGACCUCCAAGGAUCUCUUCCUAAAGAGUUAGCUGUACUUCCUUUUCUGCAAGAGAUUGAUCUGACUAGAAACUAUCUCAACGGUUCUAUUCCUCCCGAAUGGGGAACCUUACCACUUGUAAGCAUCUCACUGCUUGGAAACCGGAUAAGUGGUCCAAUCCCAAAAGAGAUUGGAAAUAUUACAACUCUUACAAGCCUUGUUUUGGAAUUCAAUCAGAUCUCAGGGAAGUUACCUCCAGAGCUCGGGAAUCUACAGAAAAUUGAAAGAAUACUUCUUAGCUCGAACUACUUGACCGGGGACAUCCCAAGUACAUUUUCAAAACUUACUACGUUAACUGAUUUCCGUAUAAGUGACAACCAGUUUAUUGGAAUUAUACCAGAUUUCAUCGAGAACUGGACAGAACUUGAAAAACUUGUUAUUCAAGCAAGUGGUUUAGUUGGAACGAUUCCUACUGCCAUUGGUCCUCUUCGGAAAUUAACUGACUUGAGAAUCAGUGACUUGAACGGACCUGGUUCUCCAUUUCCACCACUACAAAACAUGACAUCCAUGAAGACAUUGAUUCUUAGGAACUCCAAUCUUACAGGAGAAUUACCUGCUUAUCUUGGAUCAAUCAUAAAGUUAAAGCUCUUAGAUCUUAGCUUUAACAAACUAAGUGGACCAAUCCCAGCAACAUAUAGCGCUCUUUCGAAUGUAGAUAACAUAUAUUUUACAAGCAACAUGUUAAGUGGGGAAGUACCAAGUUGGAUGGUAGACAAAGGAGACAAGAUUGAUCUUACUUACAAUAACUUCUCCAAAGAUCCAAGAACUGCAGAAUGUCAGAAGAACGAUGUGAAUAUGUUUUCAAGCACAAGCCCUUUAGUGGCAAAUAACUACUCAAACGUUUCUUGUCUGAGUAACUAUAUAUGUCCAAAGCUAUUCUGGGGCCUUUAUAUAAACUGUGGUGGUGAUGAACUAACAAUCGACGGGACUAAGUAUGAUGCUGAUACAUCAGAUAGACCAUUCUAUGACAGUAGAAACGGUUGGGUUUCUAGCAACACCGGGAACUUCUUGGAUGAUGAUCGGUCUCCCAAAGGAGCAACCUGGACAAAUAAAACAGAGCUUAAGAUAGCAGAGCCUAUGCUUUAUACACAUGCCCGUCUCUCGGCCAUUUCCCUCACUUACUAUGCAUUUUGUCUUGGAAAUGGAAGCUACACAGUUAAUCUUCAUUUCGCUGAAAUUAUGUUCAGUGACAAUAAAAUCUAUAGCAGUUUGGGGAGACGAUUCUUCGACAUAUACGUUCAGGGUAAACUUGAGGUUAAGGAUUUUGAUAUUGUGAAUGAGGCAAAAGGUAUUGGAAGAGAUGUGGUUAAGAGUUAUCAAGUUAUGAUAACAAAUGGGACAUUGGAAAUAAGAUUGUUUUGGGCUGGUAAAGGAACUCAAGCUAUUCCUAAAAGAGGUUCAUAUGGUGCUCUCAUAUCAGCUGUAGCAGUAAAGCCAAAUUUCAUUCCACCAAAGGAAGCUGGCAGUGGAACUGGAGGUGGAAGCUCUAUUGGCAUAAUAGUUGGUGCUGUAGUCGCUUCAACGGUAUUUCUUGUGCUUUUAAUCGGAGGUAUUUUAUGGUGGGGAGGUUGCUUGAGACCCAAGAGUCAGAUGGAGAAAGAUUUCAAGAACUUGGAUUUCCAGAUUAGUUCCUUCUCCUUGAAGCAAAUCAAAGUUGCUACAGACAACUUUGAUCCUGCAAACAAGAUAGGAGAAGGUGGCUUUGGUCCUGUACACAAGGGAAAGUUACCUGAUGGAACCGUGAUCGCGGUGAAGCAACUAUCAUCUAAAUCAAAGCAAGGGAACAGAGAGUUCUUGAACGAGAUUGCUAUGAUCUCUGCUCUACAACAUCCACAUUUGGUCAAACUAUAUGGAUGUUGCGUUGAAGGUGACCAGCUCUUGCUAGUCUACGAGUACUUAGAAAACAACAGUCUCGCAAGAGCACUUUUCGGUCCUCAAGAGACUCAAAUACGACUAGAUUGGCCAACGAGGCAGAAGAUUUGCGUCGGAAUAGCUAGAGGUUUAGCUUACCUCCACGAGGAAUCAAGACUCAAGAUUGUACACAGAGACAUCAAAGCCACUAAUGUCUUGCUGGACAAGGAACUAAACCCGAAGAUUUCGGAUUUUGGUCUUGCUAAGCUUGAUGAAGACGAAAACACACACAUGAGCACACGAGUCGCAGGAACAUACGGAUACAUGGCUCCAGAGUAUGCAAUGAGAGGUCAUUUGACAGACAAAGCAGACGUCUACAGCUUCGGCGUCGUGGCUCUUGAAAUAGUUCAUGGAAGAAGCAACACGAGCGCACAAUCCAAGGCCGAGACCUUCUACCUCCUUGAUUGGGUACACGUUCUAAGGGAGCAAAACAAGCUGAUGGAAGUAGUAGACGCGAGGCUUGGAACAGAUUACAACAGAGAAGAAGCAAUGACGAUGAUCCAGAUAGGGAUCCUCUGCACCAGUCAAGUUCCGACGGACAGACCGUCUAUGUCGACUGUGGUAAGCUUGCUCGAAGGACACUCCACGGUGGAUGUUGAGAAGCUUCUCGAAGCUUCUUUCAACAGAGGAAACGAGAAAGACGAAGAGAGCAUGAGGGCGAUGAAGAAGCAUUACGCGAUGAUAGGUGGAGAGGAUAUGACGGAUGUGACGGAGCAUACUACAUUAAUCACCGACGGACCAUUCACGUCGUCUUCUACGUCCACGACCAACGCCGGUGAUCUUUACCCUCUUAAGCUUGAUUCUGCUUAUUGGAACUCGAGAGUUUGAUUAUGGAUUAUGUUUUUGCAAGAAUCAAAACAAAAAUUAAAUUACGGAGGAAGUAAUUAUGACUCUCUGAAAAUUCUUUGUCAAAAAAAGAAGUAAUUAUGACUCUCUUUGUAUUGCUAUUUGUAAAGUUUUCUUUUAAUGUUUGAACUA
Molecule: messenger RNA, 3326 nt
Organism: Raphanus sativus (radish)
Lineage: Eukaryota; Viridiplantae; Streptophyta; Magnoliopsida; Brassicales; Brassicaceae
Product: probable leucine-rich repeat receptor-like serine/threonine-protein kinase At3g14840
Exons: 23
Coding region: 120-3176 (1018 amino acids)
Biological process (GO): protein phosphorylation
Molecular function (GO): protein kinase activity; ATP binding; protein binding
Source: RefSeq, a predicted model, not a curated record